UGUGACUCCACCUCCUCCAUCACAACACACUCCCGGCAGGCCUACAUCAUCCCUUGCAUAGGGCGUCAGACGCAGCUUGAGGGAGGGGGGAUGGGCCAGAUGCACCUCGCUGGGCCAUGGACGAGCUCAACUCGAUCUCCGGCGCCGAAGCAGCAGGGAUCGCGCCGAUCGAAGUUCGCCGUCAACAAGUCGACCCAUCUCUUUUCCAGAAUCUGAUCGCCCCCUUCUCUCAACGAGGCGAUCCUCUUCGGGUCUGCGAUGUGCAACCGAUUCCCGCCACUAUUGCAAGUUUUCUUUUUCGUUCCCUUCCCCCUGGAAUCUGCAAUUGUGCUGCUGGCUCGUGUCCUCCGAACGGGCAGCCGCCGCUGGGUGGCCCCUACUACUGUACAGGAUGUAUGCACAUAGGGGAUUGCGUCCUUUUGGCACAAUCCGUUUGUUUCUUGUUGUUUCGCCACGUCUCAUCCUCUCACACACAUUUCUCUCUCAGAUCAUCUUUUGGACCGUGUGUUUCGGCCACCUACGUAUUCCCAGAAGACUUGGGUGCAGUCGUAAUGUUCGGGAGGUUCCUAAGUAUAACCAUUGCAGCAGCCACUAUGCAAUAAGUCCCAGCUCUGCUAUGGCCACUUCGCGUUACCUACUCAGGUACUACUGGCUUGUCUGCCUACUUACCUAUUCCUCCGUCCCGCGCGACGGGACCCAGAAUCCCGGAAGUAAAAAAGAAAAAAGAAAUAAAGUAA
Messenger RNA from Aspergillus neoniger CBS 115656, 737 nucleotides. RefSeq lists its product as uncharacterized. Lineage: Eukaryota; Fungi; Ascomycota; Eurotiomycetes; Eurotiales; Aspergillaceae. The coding region runs from base 117 to 602 and encodes 161 amino acids. The record is from RefSeq and is a predicted model, not a curated record. The transcript has a single exon.